UUUUGCAGUGCAAAUUUCUAAAUAAUUUUUUUUUGCAUUUUAAAAGACUUUACUGACGUCCGCCAAAUUUUAAAACACUUAUAUAUCCUCUUGCGUUUGCGAGAAAAUAUGAUUCGGCUAUUAUUAAAGAGACUAGACUGGUUGUACUCUGCGGGCCAUCGCUGGCAAAUCAAAAUAUAAAUACAUAAUUACAAGGUUUAAAAUAUAUGUGACAUUUGUUAUUACGUACGUAAACAUGUUUUGAGUCGUCUAGCAAAAAUUGCGGAAAGAUCACAAUAAUUUAUGCUACCAUUUGAACACAAAGAUAAAAUAAGGCUAUUAAUAAAGAGACUUUAGCAGUUUAUAAUACUUGGAUUUUGAAUUAUUUUUUUGUCCUUGAAGAAAAAUUACUGACUUUAUAUCCUUAUGUUUAGUUUCAAUACGUUGAUCCUGCUAUGAACCAUUGCGAACUUAACUUGCGAUGGAAAACUGAUGCGGAAGAGCUGAAAACCACUCGAAAAGAUAUGGAUUACUACAUUCAUGGUCUUGUCACUUACUGUCCCUAUCGCGAAUGCAAUUCGGUAGUUAAACGAGCUGAAAUGGAGGAAUUCAAAUGGGCAUUUCGAGUAUAUGAAAGGAACCAAUUAGUUUCAAUACGUUGAUCCUGCUAUGAACCAUUGCGAACUUAACUUGCGAUGGAAAACUGAUGCGGAAGAGCUGAAAACCACUCGAAAAGAUAUGGAUUACUACAUUCAUGGUCUUGUCACUUACUGUCCCUAUCGCGAAUGCAAUUCGGUAGUUAAACGAGCUGAAAUGGAGGAAUUCAAAUGGGCAUUUCGAGUAUAUGAAAGGAACCAAUUAGAUAAAUUCAAGCAGUUCCGCAUCAAGAAUGUGAACAACGGACGCUGUUGGGAUGUACGAGAUGGCGAUUACCAAGUCGAAGCACACACUAAGUGUCAAACUAAAUUCAAAUACACCAGUGACAGUUACAUAGUUGAUGCAAACUCUGGCAGAAAACUUCUGACCUAUGAAGUUAUAAAGGACAAAAAGUACAGUUACAUAGCGCACGUAUCAAACGGCAGACAGUUCUAUUAUACAAGAGACAAACAUUUUGUUCAGUUUAAUAACAAAGAUUCUUUGUUUUGCGUAAUGGCAAACGCAACCGAGAUAUUCCGAAUCCAUAAGAAUAGACGAUUAACAACAAAAUGUCCGUCAUGGUAUGAUGUGGAGCCAACUAUAAUGAAGAUACUGGAAGGUUGGGAUGAUUACAACCUUGACAUGAGAUCUGUACUCAAAACAAUAACUCCACUUGGUGAAACUAUUUUUAUAUGCAACCCUGGAGGCGACAAAGGAAACAAGUACAAUUGCUUUUAUUCCAACAGCAGUGGCAACUCGUGGACAGCGAUGGAUGCUCUCAUUACAAAUAUCCGCUUCUACUCACCUAGUUCCGAAUCUGUUUACGGAACAAUGAAUAGGGGAAACGGUUACUUUCAACUGUUAUUGGCAGACGGACGGUUCACACAUGUAAAACCUCUAAGUGAAGUUGACUACAAUGCUGUGUUAUCACAAGAAACCAACAUUCACACGCAGCCAUUCAACAAUGUUAAUCUUACGGAAGUUAGAGUUCAAAGUUUGUUUGGAUCAGAUGUUCAAGUUUCGUCACAUGGAGUUCACCUUAUGGUAAAUGGUGUCCUCAAGAAAGUAUUUGUAUGGGGAUAUUAAAUGUGUGGUGUUAAGUCGAUUACGAUAACGGUCUAUUUCACAUUUCGCAUUGUUUAACAAUCCAAAUAACGGAAAUAUCGUGCACAAAAUUACUGAUUCUACUUUAACCACGUUCGAUAUGAACGAUAUGAACGUGGUUAAAGUAGAAUCAGAAAUUUUGUGCAUGAUAUUUCCGUUAUUUGGAUUGUUAAACAAUGCGAAAUGUGAAAUAGACCGUUAUCGUAAUCGACUUAUAUGGCGUGCUGUAUUUAUUUCUAACCAAGAAAGUUAGCACAUUUUUUCUUACAGACAUUUUAAGCAUUUUUUUUUUAUUAUUUGUGAUGUGAAAGUGAAACAGUAUAUUACUGAAUAGCCAUUGGUUCUGAUUGGUCUUUUACUAAGGUAGCUGAUAUCUCUGCGACUGACCUUCUUACACCUGUUACUAAAUAACAAAGAUGAUUACGAUCAUUGCCCGUCGAUGACAGCUGUAGCUGUCGAAACGUAGCCUAGAAUAAACUCGCUUGUUCAUGACAUGAUAAUAUUUAUAUUAUUCAAUGACUAAAUAACCAAUUUAGAUAAAUUUCAUUAAACAUGUUUUUCUAUAAGGACUAGGCAAAAAAUGCCCAGUUGUCUUUACCGGGGAAUGUCACGAAGUUCUUUGCUAGACAAUGCACGUGGAUCAAUUUCUAUGAAAAUCAAAUGAUAGACACGGCUGAAAUGAUAACGCGGAAAGUCAGUUGCAAAGAAAGUAGAAGAAGAAAGUAAAAGCUUUUAUUUAUAUGAUUAUUGAUUUUGGAGAUUUAUAAAUUGUUCUGUGUGUUUCACAUCAAUUUAAGGUUAAAUUUGCGUCACUAGUGUUUUGUUUUACUGUGUCUAAUUUCACUGCACUUUGUUACACGCUAUUUAAAAAAGAAACCAACGAUUAAAAGUUUCUUAAAUUUUAAGCAACUUUUACCAGGAAACGUUUCUUAACAAGUUUCUUAAUUGUCACAGGGAUUAAUAAGAGGGAAAUUCAAUCUAAAGCUUUAUUUUAACACAACAAGGAGAACUUCAUCAAAGACAUGGCCUUUCUCGCUUUUAUUCCAAAAUGAUGUCCGUUCGGUUAAAAUUGUUAAUUGAUGGGAGCCAUGCGUAAAAGAAGUCUUGUUCUUAUUUUUUGGCACGCGACUAGUUAGUUUCUUGCAAAGUGGUUUCUUGGUAAGAAAAAAAAGUGUAUUAAGAAAAAAGUGGAAAAAAGUCAUUUUCUCUCAAUAUUUAUGAAACGUGGUGUUUUGGAGUUUAAUAAAUUUAACAUUUAAUUGAAAAAACAAAACAAGCAAGCGAGAAGGGUAAAAACAUCAAUAUUUGAAAGUGUAUCAUAACUAAAGAAGAUGUAAAUUUUAACGUAUAAUGUAAGUAUUAAAAUGCUUUAUAAAAAUAUAAGAAUAAAAACCAUCUUGCAGAUAAGGUAAAUUGACCUGAUAUGUAGAAAUAAGAUGUGGAUAUAAAGUACGUAAAAUUUUUAACACAGCUCAUCUGGACAGACCUUUUUGGACAAAAUUUAUUUUAAAAAUGGUUUUCUUACAUAAUUUUAUCUUUUUUUGAAGAAAUUAACAACUUACCGAGAAAAAUUAGGCCUUGGCAAUCAAAUAAAAACUUUUUAAGUUUAAGGAUUUUUGAAUGUUUACUGUUAUUAAUCAUACAACUUUGUAAUACGAGUAUUAUGUAAUUUACUCUAAUUAUAUUAUUAGACGAAUUUGUUAACGAUAUUUAUUUUCAAUGUUUUCUUUUAUUACUAAUUUUUCACUGUGUAUAUAUACUUAAACACAAAAAGUGGGUUUUACGAAAAUGAUGGUAUAUUAUGUUUGCUGUGUAUUGCAUGUUAUUAUAUUGUAUGUUUACUAGUCGUUAGCCCGUGGAAAAAUCCACGGGUUCGCCCGUCCUUUUUAUACCGCAUUGCGUGCGUCUCGCUACCUGCGCAGCUAAGCUACCAUUUUGCGUGACAGACAGACGGACGGGUGGACAGACGU
Molecule: messenger RNA, 3689 nt
Organism: Hydractinia symbiolongicarpus
Lineage: Eukaryota; Metazoa; Cnidaria; Hydrozoa; Anthoathecata; Hydractiniidae
Exons: 7
Coding region: 649-1701 (350 amino acids)
Source: RefSeq, a predicted model, not a curated record